This is a messenger RNA of Aspergillus puulaauensis, 1674 nucleotides long. Its product is annotated as cytochrome P450. NCBI's taxonomy places the organism in Eukaryota, Fungi, Ascomycota, Eurotiomycetes, Eurotiales, Aspergillaceae. The transcript is spliced from 3 exons. The coding region runs from base 1 to 1674 and encodes 557 amino acids. Gene Ontology annotation, molecular function: oxidoreductase activity, acting on paired donors, with incorporation or reduction of molecular oxygen; monooxygenase activity; heme binding. The record is from RefSeq and is a predicted model, not a curated record.
AUGCUCUCCCAUAUGGUGACAUCUCUAUCAAACCUCCUCUGGCCCUGGCUUCCCCUCACUGCUGUUAUUGUGUGGCUCACCAAAAGCUACUUCAACAGGGGCUUGAACAAAUAUUCCGGACCACGCCUCGCGUCCGUGACCGACUGGUGGCGGCUUUACACUGUCUGGACAAGAAAAGCCCACUUCCGCUAUCUGCAGCUGCACGAGGAGUACGGCGACAUCGUCCGGCUGGGACCGAACACGCUCUCAUUCUCGAGUCCGCAGGCCAUCAAGGUGAUAUAUGGGAUGAACAAGAAACUUGGCAAGGUGCGCUCGCUUUUACCCCAUUUCCUAAUCCACCCAUUUGCUAUAUGUACAUCAAAACAAGACGGUGCCCUGAACUGUUCAGUGCAGAGCGACUUCUACCCCGUCCAAAUGCAAGUGUCGCGCGGCGAGAUCCUGCAAUCGCUCUUCGGCACGCAGGACCAGGAGUACCACGCGCGCCUGCGACGCGCCGUUAGCAAUGCGUUCUCGAUGAGUUCGAUCGUGCAGUACGAGGCACGCGUGAGCGAGACGGCGAAAGUCUUCCUUGAUCGGAAGGAACAACUAUACGCGAGCAGCAGCACGGGGCCACCAACACGCUGUGACUUUAAGCAAUGGCUGCAGUUCUUUGCGUUUGAUGUUAUUACCGAGGUUACGUAUUCGAAGCGUGUGGGGUUCAUCGAUGAGUGUCGCGAUGUCGAGGGGAUUAUUGACUGGUUGGAUCGCAUUUUUCAGUAUAUGGCGCCGAUCGGCCAAAUGCCCAUCCUGGACAAGUUCCUCGUGAAGAACCCGAUUCUCAUUCUUCUGAAUAAAUACGGAUUCAUGGACAACUCCUCGGGCACAGCGCGGUUCAGCAAAGCGCGUAUGUCCGAACGACUGCAGGAACUCGCUGAUCGAAAGGCCGCAGGCCUCGAUUCAAUCAAAGACCGCGGCGACCUACUAACAAUGUUCCUCGAGUCGCAGCGGGAAGACCAAUCUGGCUUCUUUGAUGAUAGCCGCAUCCUUACGAUGACGACCUCGAUUGCCCUUGCGGGGUCCGAUACGACGGCUAUCUCGCUCUCGGCGGUGUUCUACCAUCUAUUGCGGAAUCCGGGUGCUCUUGAGAAGUUGAGAAGGGAGGUCGAGGAAGCGGUCGAAUCCGGAGUGAUUGCAGAUGCCGAGGUUUUUUCCUGGGCUGAUGCGCAGAAACUACCAUAUCUCGACGCUUGCGUCAAGGAGACAUUCCGGAUCCAUCCUGCUAUCAGCCUGAAUCUCGAGCGCGUUACCCCGCCUGAAGGGAUCGAUAUCGCGGGCGAGUAUAUCCCUGGUGGGACGGUUGUCAGCUGUAACCCGUGGGUUCUACAGAGGAGAAAGGGGAUUUUCGGUGACGACGUUGAAGUGUAUAGACCGGAGCGGUGGAUUCUCGAUGAGUCUUCCGCUUCACCUGAAGAGCGCACGCGGCUGGGGGAGAUGAAAGCCACGAUGCUGCAUUUCGGUGGUGGGUCGAGGACGUGUCUUGGGAAGCAUAUUGCGUUAUUGGAGAUGUAUAAGCUUGUCCCGAGCUUUCUAAGGAAGUUCGAUAUGAGCCUUACGACGGACAAGGAGUGGGACCUGGAGUGUUUGUGGUUUGUCAAGCCAACGGAGUUCAAUGUUGAUAUCAGGUUGAGACGAUAG